Messenger RNA from Paramacrobiotus metropolitanus, 980 nucleotides. RefSeq lists its product as uncharacterized. NCBI's taxonomy places the organism in Eukaryota, Metazoa, Tardigrada, Eutardigrada, Parachela, Macrobiotidae. The record is from RefSeq and is a predicted model, not a curated record. The transcript is spliced from 4 exons. Gene Ontology annotation, molecular function: chitin binding. Gene Ontology annotation, cellular component: extracellular region. Bases 146 to 757 code for a protein of 203 amino acids.
GCUCGCCAAGUUCGAAUGGAGGUGGUACAGGUUGGCUUCAUAUAAAAGAACUGCGAAUCCGGCGAAAUAACCAGCAGUAGGUCCAAUCAGCCUAAUUACCAGCAGCUUUUUUCUGGGCAUUAACGGUCAGAUUUUAACAAUCGCCAUGAAAUCCGUCCUGAUUCUUCUUGCCGUGGCCGCUGUGGCAUCUGCUGCCAGUAUUAAGGCCAAGCGCGCUGUGAAGACCCAGAAUCCCCUGGCUUUUGCUGCACUGGACCAGCUGCGUGGAAAAUCCCGAUUGAGCGUGCCCGACCAGUACAACCUGAUCGCCACCGCCCAGGCCGGUCAAGACUACCCCAACAAUGCCGUCAUCGAGCAGGGAUCUUUUGACUGUAGCAGCACCCAUCAGCCUGGUUUCUAUGCUGAUCCUUCCGCGACUUCCCGCUGCCAGAUUUUCCACCGCUGUGACGUCAACGGCAACCUGACGUCGUACCUGUGCCCCAACAUGACUGUGUUCAAUCAAAUCACCCUGGUCUGCAACUGGUGGUUCGACGUGGACUGCAGCAAGGCCGCCUCUUUCUACGACUACUCCAACAGCCGUCUCUACCAGGGCGCCAAUGUGCCGCUGUUAGAUGACGUUGUCCGCAAGGUGACUGGCGCUGUUGCGUCCGGCCGAGUGGAGGUCGCCGCUCCGGCUCCGGAAGAAGCCGCGCCUGCCGAAGCGCCGGCUGCUGAAGCAGCACCGGAAGCUGCUCCCGCUGAAGCUGCUGCUCAGUAGGUCAUGCAGUUGUGACCUUUGGACUGCAUGCUCGCUGUCGGCCUCUGAUGAGGUUUUCCUACACUGCACAGAUUUUGUAACAAUAGACUGUAACAAUUUUACAAUCCAUGUGAUCGCUGUAUGACUGAUUCUUUGUGCGUGGCUGAAGAAGACUGCUUAAUAAAAGAAUAAUGACGGUUUCUCAAUGGUUAAAGCUUUACCUCGCUAGACUUAAUUUUCUAGU